Messenger RNA from Diachasma alloeum, 6405 nucleotides. RefSeq names its product protein artichoke. The coding region runs from base 1212 to 5450 and encodes 1412 amino acids. Gene Ontology annotation, molecular function: protein binding. Lineage: Eukaryota; Metazoa; Arthropoda; Insecta; Hymenoptera; Braconidae. The transcript is spliced from 7 exons. The record is from RefSeq and is a predicted model, not a curated record.
UCUUGCAUAGGGCCGACGUAUUUCGACGGUUGCAUGUUGGUCUGAGUCGAGCCGACGUCACGUUCUCGUGUCGUUCAACCGAGAUCAGAAACGUGCUGAAGCACGUGCAGUAAUAACGGAACGAGCGAUUCAGGCUCGAGUGUGCGAGACCUCUUAAAUACUGCUGGGGUGGAUGAGCAUUCAGAGGGAGUGUGGAUAAUCGCCGGCGUGCCGCUGCUCACACGAGACCGCGUUUCGGCGCGUGACGAAGGAGAUAAAUAGACGAGACGCGUAACAACAUCUUGACGGGGGUUGCAGGGACGGGCGGGACUCGAGGUGCAGUGAGAACAAAUUAUUUCGGCAGGGGAUUGUUUUCUUGGGAGAAGUUAUCUCUUUGGGAGUGUAUCUGAAAAUCCGUCUUAAAAUAUUACAAUUGUUGUGAAUUGUGGGAGGAUUAUGCUAGGUAUGACACUGAGUGAGAUUCAUUGACAGUUAUUAACGUUUAGAGUUAUUCGGCAUUAUUUUGCGUGAGAAAGUGGAAGUGUUUCCGUGAUAGUAUAUGUAAUAGUAUUUAGCGCGUCCAACUGCUGGUGAGGAAAUUACGGAUUCAUCCAAGGAUCUACAGGCAAAUCAAAAUAUUUCAAAUCAAACUGGAAUACAAUAUGAGGGCUAUAGUCUGACGAACCAAUUCUCAAGUUUUUGGAACUGGAGACGCCGGUACAGUGGCGUUAUUGUGAAAGUGGUCGUGGUGAUCGUAUUUGUAACCAGUUGUGCGAGAAAUAGUGGGGGACAAGAUCGAGCAGGUGCGGUUGAAGCGAUUGCCGGAUAAAUCCACUUGUGAAUGGUUAUUGUGAUAUCACAGUAGUAAAGAAUACCGAAUAAAACGUGUGAAUUUUGUAGAGCAUUUUGCCGGUAGCGUUCUGAGAUUUUUCGUGAUGUGCAGUGUCGAGAAAUGUGUUAAUGCUCGAGGUUAAAUGCGAGAAGGGAUUAAGGUUGACCCUGGGAAAUUGACGGCUUCACGGAGUUAUCUCAACGGAGGCCAGAGUGUGCGGACGGCGUGGUUUCGGCAUACUGCACGUGACACCCACCGUGAGAGAGCCUACUAUCCAUUACACAACCCAAGCCCACCAAUGUGGACUCCAUCUCCCUGUAUGCUGAAGGCACUGUUCACCCAUUCUCGAGAGGAUCAAUAGAGCCAAACCCCCAAAACGAUCGGAUGUGACGAGACAACGAUGUGGUACUCAACCGGGAGUAAAGAAUCCCGAAAAAGCGGUAGAAUCUCAUCAAAUGUAAACAAAAUAAACCUGACGGUACUCUUCUUGGCACUGAAAGUAUGGACAACCACUGGACAGAGUUCAGAAUGUCCCCCGAGCGAAGCUAUCCCCGGCUGUCCCUGCUACAACUUCGAGGACGGCCUCUUCCUCGAGUGCGCCGGAGCGACUGAAGAGACGCUGAAGAAGACAAUGAUGGGUGUACUCAACGAGGGAGGAGCCUCAACAAUGGUGCAGUCGUUGAGUGUUUACGAGUUAGAUAAGAGCAUUGAAAAGCUGAAGGAUGAUGUAUUCCCAGCGGGAUCACAAAUAAGGCAUCUCCAGAUAUCUCACUCUUAUCUAAAAGACAUUAGUGACAAUACAUUUGUCAUCCUCAAAGACAGUCUAGAAUCAUUGGCACUUGUGUCUAGCAGACUGAACCAGGUGCCACAGAAGUCUCUAGCUGAAUUGCAUAAAUUGGCGGCAUUAGAUCUCGAGGCUAAUCUCAUUCAGGAUCUACCGUCUUAUUGCUUUUGGGGAUUGAAACUAAUGAAGUUAGUUCUCAAAGGUAAUCAAAUAUCCAAGAUAACGGAGCACACCUUUGCUGGAUUAGAGAGUAGUCUGAGUGAUCUCGAUCUUGCUGAGAAUAAAAUUAAAACAUUUCCGAUGGCUGCAUUGAGAAGACUAGACAACUUGGCAUCAUUGAGGCUCGCUUGGAAUGAGAUAUCUGAGCUGACUAAUGAUGGUUACUCAGUGUUGCGUGGUCUUCUCAUCCUCGAUCUAAGCAGCAACAAUUUCGAUAAGCUAACUGAGGAUUGCUUCAAGCCAUGUCCCAUUCUGCAUACCCUGUCUCUCUAUUAUAAUUCCAUUGAAACAGUACACAAGGAUGCUUUCAUAUCGCUGAAGGAUCUCGAGUCCAUUGAUCUGAGUCACAAUAAAAUCGUCUUCCUCGAUGUUGCAACAUUCAAAGCCAACGAACGACUACGAACAAUUGAACUCAGUCACAAUCAUAUUCAUUAUAUCGGCGGUGUAUUUGCCCGACUUUCUGAAUUGCGUGAGCUCUACUUGGCUGAGAACAAUAUACUGGAGAUACCGGGGGAAUCAUUCGCCGGCAGUAUAAACCUAGCUGUUGUUUAUCUCCAGCAGAAUGCGAUAAGAAGAAUCGAUGGCAAAGCAUUGUCAAGUCUGAAUCAAUUGACACAACUUCAUCUCAGUAACAAUUACAUAGAGAAUCUUCCCAUCGAGUUUCUGGAAUAUUGCGUUAAUUUAUCGUCAUUAUCGAUGGACGGUAAUAAAAUAAAAGAACUCAAACCAGGUACAUUUGCCAAAGUGAAUCAACUCCGUGAAUUGAGACUGCAGGAUAAUCGGAUAACCGAAGUGAAGAGAGGUGUUUUUUCACAAUUACCUGAGUUGCUUGAAUUACAUCUACAGAAUAAUGCAAUUACGAGUAUGGAUACAGGUGCACUCAGGACCCUAAAUUCACUUCAGCACGUUAAUCUUCAAGGCAACCAACUCACUGUCCUCGGUGAUGUAUUUCAACUGUCCUCUUCUGAAUCAACAAAUGCCGGUAGUUCACUCGUAUCCAUUCAACUUGACAGCAAUGGUUUGGCAGUACUUCACAACGACUCAUUGCGCGGUCAGGCAUCUGUCAGAAUAAUGUGGCUUGGUCAUAACAAGUUGACACACCUCCAGGCACCCCUAUUCCGUGAUCUGUUACUCGUUGAGCGUUUAUAUCUAACAAACAAUUCUAUAUCUUACAUUGAAGACGCGGCAUUUCAACCUAUGCAAGCACUCAAGUUUCUAGAACUCAGUAUGAACAGACUCAGUCACGUCAGUACGAAAACUUUUGCCGAGUUACACGAACUGGAGGAGCUUUAUCUACAAGACAAUGGACUGAGGAAUCUCGAGCCUUAUGCCUUAACAGCACUCAAGAAACUCCGGGUGUUGGACCUGUCCAACAACAAUCUCACAGUACUAGAGGAGAGUAUGUUCCAAGACAAUUUACCGAUUAAGAUCUUGAAUCUUAAGAAUUGCUCCAUCACCAGCAUUCAAGUCAACACGUUUCGCGGUUUGUACAAUCUGCAUGAUUUGAACCUUGAGGAUAAUCGAUUAACUGCGGUUGCCCUCACAAGACUUACGGUACCAAGUCUACGUGUGCUAAUAGCAUCUGGUAACAACUUUAGCCACAUCUCAGAGCAGAGCUUCCAUGGAUUGGCGGCGUUACAAGAGCUCAUCCUGGACAAUGUCCAGUUGGCACAGUUAACAGAGAGGACAUUUUUACGUAACACAAAUUUAACGCGUUUGCACUUGAAUCGUAAUCGCCUGAGAAACUUACCACCCGGAAUAUUUGAAAAAUUGGUGAAUCUUCGUGAAUUACGGCUUGAUAAGAAUCAAUUUAUAGCUAUACCGUAUUCAGCCCUCACUCACGUGUUAAAUCUUGAGAUUCUCACACUAGCUCACAAUGCCAUUGUGACUGUAGACGUUGCGAGUCUAGCUCGUUUGAAUUAUCUACGUGAACUCGACCUCAGUCACAAUCGAAUUGAAUCCAUGUCUGGUUUUGCCAUGGCCAAUCUAUCCCGUCUACUAUCAGUUGACCUCAGCAACAAUCAUCUCAGUGGCCUACCAGCCAAUUUCUUCGACCAUUCCGGUAUGCUACGGCGUGUUGACCUGUCGGAGAAUAAAUUCAGUCAGAUACCAGCGGUCGCCCUCUCUGGUCAAAAUUUACCUGGUCUGACCUGGCUCAACUUGACCCGGAAUCCACUUCACCGUAUUCACGAACAACCAGCUGAGGUUACGUACCCACUACUUCAGGAAAUUCACAUAUCCGGAACCAAUCUCAGUAUCGUAACAUCACAAGAGUUUGAAGCGUUUCCCGCACUACUACAUCUCUAUCUCGUGCGAAAUUGUAUUGGUAGAGUUUCACCCGGUGCAUUCAGGAGUUUACCGAAUUUAUUGACACUCCAUCUUGGAAUGAACAGUUUAGAAUUACUACCCAAAGAGAGAUUGCAAGGAAUGGAACACCUCAGAAUACUCAAUCUCACGCACAAUCGAUUGAAGGAAUUGGAAGAAUUUCCCGCUGAUCUUAAAUCCUUACAAAUACUUGAUCUAUCGUACAACCAGAUAGGAAUGGUUGGCAAGGUCACCUUCAUGAAUCUCGUGAGCCUCGUUGAACUGCAUCUAUAUGGUAAUUGGAUAAAUGCCAUCUCGAACGAAGCAUUUCGUCCCCUCAAGAAACUUCGUCUUUUGGAUCUCAGCAGAAACUACUUGGAGAAUCUUCCGUUGAAUGCAUUUCGACCCCUGGAAACACAAAUUCGGAGUCUACGUGCCGAAGAAAAUCCACUGCACUGCGGGUGUGAAUCCCAGGAGCUGUGGGAGUGGCUGCGAGAUCAUCAGAAAUUAGUUGGCGGUGUAGACCGAGGACGUGGUAGGGGACCGAAUGGAGUAGGCAACGUGGAUAACGUUGAGGGUGGAUUGCUGAGAUGCGAGCAACCACCUGAACUCCGUGGCCUCGUUUUUCUCGAUCUUGAUCCACACCACUUCUGCUCAUCCCCUCUCGUACUGAAGCUCGCCAUUCAGGAUAUUCAGCCGUUCUCAGUUCUUGUCUCAUGGCAGAGUAGAAAUCACUCGGGCCUACACGGCUACCAAGUUGCAUAUCAUGCACUCGAUAACGUUAACGAGGUACGUGGCAAGUUGUUGGAUCCAAAAUCUCGUUCGGUUAGACUGUCUAAACUAGCGUCCGACACUCGAUAUCUCAUUUGCGUGCUUGGCUUAGGCAGUUGGGGCACACCAAUCCCUGAGGAUAUUAACACUUGGCAAUGGAAUGCCUCUCACGAUGAUGUGAUUGAGAGUACGGUACCACCGGUGAUGGUUAACUCACCAAUGAGCAGAUGCACCGAAGUGAGAACAUUGGAUGCACCUGAGUCAGUUAUUGGUGAUGGAGUACCACCAGACAGAGGUGGUCUAGCAAGCAUACUAACACGAAGACUGGGUCUCAUUGUUGGUAGUUGCAUGGGUUUUGUUGUUUUUAUCGUUCUAGUUUCAGUUCUCGGUUACAUGAAGAUGAAGAAGCAAAGAGCCGCGAUGAAAAGGGAACAGCCACUAGCACCAAAUCCACCCGAAUUUAUGACGUAUCGUCAUUAUUCACUGCAGAGUGGUGAUAGACUUGAAAAUUCAUGUCCAAGCUUCAUCACCAAUAUUGGCACAACCACCCUGAACUCGUAGCACAAAGCAACAGCACCAUCUGCUGUUGCAUCGGUCGAGAACAUUGACAUUGAGAUGAAGAGUGUAUCGAAUUGUUCUGGUAUAUUUGGGUAAUAUCGAGAUAUUAUUGAUCCUGUUUCUGACCUUACGUCAUCAGCAUUGAAUUGCCAACAAUAAUCCUUUCACAGACAUACGUCAAUUCCAGUAACACGUGUUAUAUCACCGUAAUACGACUCACGACAGCGUAACCCACUGUGUGUGUUUGAAUGCUACUGUGCCAAUACAAUUACUACUGUAAUCCAUUUUCGAUGUGAAUGAAUCCUACAUUUUUUUUCUAACAAUGAAUGAGCGUAUUUCGAGCAACGAUGCGACGACCUCUUAAUCCUUGUAUCUCUCGCGUUAAGACUGAUUUUUUAUCGAUACCACUGUAUGUAUCAUUUUGUCAAUUGUGUUUUUCAUUGAAUUUUUAUGGUUAAUAGAUUUUUGUAGUUUAAAACGACGUUGGUGUGUUAUGAAACAAAUAAAAGUAAUAUUUUGUAAAUAAUAAGUUUAACGAAGAAUCUAGUGAUUAAGGUAAUUUAAUGAAUCUUCGAACGUAUGGUUAAGAUGCCAACAUAGUACUAAUCAUUGGAUACGAUAUUAGGUGAUUGAUUACUUGAGAGUGAGUAAUUGAUUAGUGUCGUUUUGUAUGUCGACUUCAGAGUCAAAGUGUGAUUCCUGCCAAAUGAAAAAAAAAACGAGAUGAUUUCGAUAGUUAACGUUUUGGCAUAGUAUGCCACUGUUUUAUGUACACAAAUUCGAUGUGAUGCCAAACAAUUAUUGUAUAUAGAACCAAAAAUAAAAGUGAUAAUGGGGUGAAUGGAUGGGGAUAUUAAUAUUAUGUACACUUGCAUAGGGCAACAAUUGUAUAUUGAAGAUAAAGAAAAUCUUAGAAUUUCAUCUAAUAAAAAGUCUUCGAGGUAAUCAAAGGUUUAAA